Acipenser ruthenus (sterlet) is the source of this 925-nucleotide messenger RNA. RefSeq names its product testis-specific serine/threonine-protein kinase 3-like. Lineage: Eukaryota; Metazoa; Chordata; Actinopteri; Acipenseriformes; Acipenseridae. Gene Ontology annotation, molecular function: ATP binding; tau-protein kinase activity; protein serine/threonine kinase activity. The coding region runs from base 1 to 810 and encodes 269 amino acids. Gene Ontology annotation, biological process: intracellular signal transduction; microtubule cytoskeleton organization; protein phosphorylation. The transcript has 2 exons. The record is from RefSeq and is a predicted model, not a curated record. Gene Ontology annotation, cellular component: cytoplasm.
AUGGACGAACUCCUACAGUCCAAGGGGUAUGAGGUUGAAAACACAAUUGGAGAGGGCACCUACUCCAAAGUGAAGAGGGCGUACUGCAAUACCCGUGGAAGACACGUGGCAAUUAAAAUAAUAGACACACGUAAGGGACCAAAAGAUUUUAUUUCUAGGUUUCUUCCACGCGAGCUGCAAAUCACUCAGAAGCUUGAUCACAAAAACAUCAUCAAGGUCUACGAAGUCUACAAAUCGGAGGAUGGCAAGAUCGGCCUCGUUAUGGAGCUGGCCGAGAGAGGAGACUUAUUCGAACACAUCAGCAAGGACGGGCCCCUAUCAGAACGCCAAGCCAAGGAUUUGUUUGGGCAGCUGGCCGAGUCCGUACGCCACUGCCAUGAAAACGGGGUCACGCACAGGGAUCUGAAAUGCGAGAACACCCUCCUGGACAAGAACUUCAGCCUAAAGCUGGCAGACUUUGGUUUUGCAAAGCUAGUCCCACCGAACAGCGAAGAACUGAGCGCCACAUUUUGUGGAAGCACGGCUUACGCCGCCCCAGAGGUUCUGAAGGGGUCACCACAUGACAGCAGGAAGAGUGACACAUGGAGCAUGGGCGUCGUUUUGUACGUCAUGCUGUCGGGGCAUCUUCCGUUUGAUGACACCAACAUUCCCAAGAUGCUUAGCCAACAAGAAAAGGGAAUCUCCCUCGAUCAUCUCCCUAACCACUCCCCAGACUGCAAGGAUCUCCUCUUGACAAUGCUGACGUACAACAUUCAACAACGUCCUUUUAUAGGCGGGAUCUGUUCCCAUAAAUGGUUGGAGGCCGAUUAAAUACUCACCACUUAAAAAUACUUACUUAAAAACAAUUACUAAGGUGCAGGUUUGGUCUCACAGACUAUAGCAGACUGAGAACAGUCAUAGAAAAUAAAGGACAAAAUGGCAAAAG